AUGGUCAAUCGCAAGCUCAAUAGCUUAGCUCAUGGGGCUGGCAAGCGUUCGGAGACAUCGGCAAUGAGAGUAGAGUCUAACGAAGAAAUGUGGUCCGAUCUGAUACAUACUUGUUCAAGACCAAGAGGCAGAUUAAAUAACAGACAAUGUAUGCGCAGAAGAUUUAGAUCUAAAGCUUCUAGAAGAAGUCGCAGUGGUUGUAGGUCUACCGGCCGACGAUCGCUGUCAAGAUCUAAAGGUAUAAGUCGCCGUGCCACGUCCAGUAAAUGUCAGGGUAGAUCGUCUAGAAGUGGUCGACGUAUGAAGACGACCUAUAAAAAGUCAGUGUCGGCUAGUAAAAGCCGUCGUUCAAAAUCCACCUCCAAAAAAAGUAGAUCCAGAUCUUCUAGUCAAAGACGUGCUAGGACGACAAGAAGAUCUAGAAGUAAUAGAUCGAGAGGCAGAAAACGUAGAUCGACGUCCAGUAAGAAAAAUCAACGCAAGCGUUCAAAAACGGACGACCAAGAUUGCGUUAUGGUCAAUUUCGGUGAAUCGACUUCUACUACAAGAGCUAACAAGAAGGACGAAAAGCAUGCAAAGAAAAACGAAACGGAAAGCAAAAAUCAGCAGUCUGACAACAAGAUCAACACCGAGACACAACAAAACAAUUCCGAACAACACCGGUCAAAUGAACAUGCCAACAGCGGACAAACCAACAAGGAAACCAACAACAAUAACAUUUAA
Molecule: messenger RNA, 723 nt
Organism: Adelges cooleyi (spruce gall adelgid)
Lineage: Eukaryota; Metazoa; Arthropoda; Insecta; Hemiptera; Adelgidae
Product: pre-mRNA-splicing factor CWC22 homolog
Exons: 1
Coding region: 1-723 (240 amino acids)
Source: RefSeq, a predicted model, not a curated record